This is a messenger RNA of Salvelinus namaycush (lake trout), 2090 nucleotides long. It is a transcript of the gene hmbsa, whose product is annotated as hydroxymethylbilane synthase a. Gene Ontology annotation, cellular component: cytoplasm. The record is from RefSeq and is a predicted model, not a curated record. Bases 117 to 1352 code for a protein of 411 amino acids. NCBI's taxonomy places the organism in Eukaryota, Metazoa, Chordata, Actinopteri, Salmoniformes, Salmonidae. The transcript is spliced from 16 exons. Gene Ontology annotation, molecular function: hydroxymethylbilane synthase activity. Gene Ontology annotation, biological process: heme biosynthetic process.
CUUUUUUUUGUACAUACCGUGCAUAACGGCAGUAAUUCGGGGCGGCGGGUAGCUUAGUGGUUAGAGCGUUGGACCAGGUUGCUACAUCGAAUCCCGGAGCCGACAAGAGCUGGCUAAUGUUGGGACGGACUUUGAUUUUAAGGAUCCUGAGCGUCAGAGAUCGUCAUAUUCAUCGUCUCCUCAAGCUCAGACACAUCAUUGUAGAGCCUGAGGAAGAGCUCUCGUCUUCUUUCACCCUUACCAGGAAGAUCUCCCUUUUUAAGUCGCCCGAAAGAAUGGAGGAAGGACCUUAUAAGUGUGUUAGAGAUGGAAACGGAACAGUGAAUCGGGUCAUUAGGAUGGGGACCAGGAAGAGCCAGUUGGCUCGCAUCCAGACUGAUUAUGUGGCAGAGAAACUGAAGACACUUUAUCCAGAUGUCCAUCUGGAAAUAGUUGCCAUGUCCACAAUUGGUGACAAAAUCUUGGACACUGCGUUAUCAAAGAUAGGUGAGAAAAGUCUUUUCACAAAGGAGCUCGAGAAUGCUCUGGAGAGGAAUGAGGUAGACCUAGUAGUGCACUCUCUUAAAGACCUCCCGACAACUCUGCCCAAUGGCUUCACUAUAGGAGCAGUGCUUCAGCGUGAAAGCCCACAUGAUGCAGUGGUGCUACAUCCAAAGAACAGUGGACUGACCCUGGACACUUUGCCAGAUGGCAGUGUGAUUGGUACUAGCUCUCUGCGUCGGGCUGCUCAGCUGAAGAAGAGGUUUCCUCAUCUGGAGUUUAAAGACAUUCGAGGUAACCUCAACACUCGUCUGAAGAAGCUGGAUGAGAAGGAGGACUAUGCUGCCAUCAUCCUGGCGGCAGCAGGGCUGAAGAGGAUGGGGUGGGAGGCACGAGUCAGCCAGGUUCUUGGCCCUGAGGACUGUAUGUAUGCUGUUGGCCAGGGUGCCCUUGCCGUGGAGGUGCGGGCGCGAGACUGUGACAUCUUGGAGAUGGUGUCUACCCUGCACCACUCAGAGACUGUGCUGCGCUGCAUCGCGGAGAGGGCCUUCCUCAGACGCCUGGAGGGAGGUUGCAGUGUACCAGUUGCUGUGAACACAGAAGUGAAGGACUCGGUGCUCUCUCUGACUGGUGCUGUGUACAGCCUGGAUGGAGCUGACAGCUUGAAGGAGGCCAUGGAAACCAGUGUAGACCCAGGAAAUAAGUUAGAGUCGGCGGCAGACAUCCAGCAUGUUGGGGUAACAGCCCACAAUGUGCCUCAGUGUGCCCAGGUAGCAGCUGAGAAGCUGGGGGUGGACCUGGCCAAUCUCCUGCUCAGCAAAGGAGCCAUGGAGAUACUGACCACUGCUCGGAAACUCAACGACGCACGCUAAGGCCCUCUCUCCACUCCUACAGCGGGUCCCAAUUUGCUCCCGACCCCUUCCUUUGGCUCUCUAACCUUUCGGCCAAGGGGAACAAAUAGGGAGCGGAUUGGGACUGGCUGCCAAACACUGUGCAAGCCAUCAUCAGCAUCCAAGACCAGCAGAAGUCGGCAGGGUCUUGAAUAAUGUUUACUCUGAAUAUGUACAGAUUCACCUCAGUUGUAUAAACUAAAUGUACAUGAUCCUAUUUAUGUAUGAGCUACUACUCUUGAGAAUGGGUAAAUACUAGGUGAACAUUUGUAUAGAUGCUGAGGGUUAAGAAUGUGCCAAACAAAGAUUUCUGUGAGUAUGACUGACCAACUCCACACAGUAUUACAACUGAACCGUAUGACACAUCUCAGGCAAGGCCCCUGGCCUUUUUUUAAUCACUUUUCUAAACCAGAACAAAAUGAUGUUCAAACCUGGAAUAUAUUGACAGCAAGAGAAUAUAUAACUAUCAACUCUUACUGGAAAAUGUCUCAUACCGAUAGUGCCAUGUUUGUAUACUAUGUGCUUUCUAUGAAGCCUUCAUAUCUGCUUCAGCUCUAUAAAUACCGACCAGUUGUACUGAGUGAAUAGUGCUUUUUGAGGUCGUUUCGAUUAUUUAAAAAAUGAUCACUGGUUUAGAUUUAAAUGUUAUACAUUAAAUGCUCUAUGCAUUGUGGGUUGAAUGCAGUAACAGACUAAAACAAUAAAAGUCCCAUGAUGGUA